Laetiporus sulphureus 93-53 is the source of this 1059-nucleotide messenger RNA. RefSeq lists its product as uncharacterized. Lineage: Eukaryota; Fungi; Basidiomycota; Agaricomycetes; Polyporales; Laetiporaceae. Gene Ontology annotation, molecular function: 8-oxo-dGDP phosphatase activity. The coding region runs from base 1 to 1059 and encodes 352 amino acids. The transcript is spliced from 5 exons. The record is from RefSeq and is a predicted model, not a curated record.
AUGGCGGUGCCAUCGUCUGCUACACCGCGCAGCUUCCUGGACAUCCUGAACGUUUGCGAUAAUUACCGAAUCAACCCAGACGAACCUCUCGCAACCUGGUGCCUCUCCCCCGAGCCAGGUUCUCCUGCCAUUGGGCUGUUGCGCCCAGAAAUCGUCGAGCACUUGAGACGCGAGAACGCACGAGAAGGGCGCUCUCCACCAUGGGUCCUCGAAUUGCGCGGAGGAAAGAUGCAUGUCAGCUUCUCUCCCGAACUACGGAACGCGGCGGCGCGGACGCGUGUCAUGAAGGAGCUUUGCGAGCGGUGGCGCGACGAGGGGCUGUACGCAGACGUGAUCGGCCCGCGCAAGUGGCGGGCCGAGAAGUACCCCGUCUACCGUGACCCGUUCGGGCGACAUGACGCACCAGCACACGACAGCAACGCUAAUAACGACGACGACGAUGGACGGAACUAUGCGUUCAUGAUGGAGCGCGCUGCGUGUGCGCUCUUCGGCGUCGUGACCUACGGCGUGCACAUGACUAUCUACGAGGAGGACCGGGACGAGGACGGCCUCCCGACGUCCUGCCGCGUGUGGGUCUCGAAGCGCGCGAGGACCAAGCAGACGUGGCCGGGCUAUCUGGACAACACCGUCGCGGGCGGUAUUCCCUCCGGCCUCGGGGUGUUUGAGAGCCUCGUCAAGGAGUCGAUGGAAGAGGCGAGUCUCGCGGAAGGGGGUAUACAAAGGCAUGCGCGUGCCCUCGACAGCGUCAGCUAUUUCUUUAGGACCGGGGCUGGCUGGCUGCAGCCAGAGGUCACGUACGCUUAUGACCUGCGUGUGCCUUCGGGUGCAGAGCGGGACGCCUACAAGCCCAAGCCCCUCGAUGGAGAGGUCGAGUCGUUCGAGCUCCUCCCACUCGAAGAAGUGGUCACUCGCAUUCGUGCAGGCCUGUUCAAGCCAAACACCGCUCCCGUGCUUUUGGACUUCAUGAUCCGCCACGGGUAUCUCACCCCGGAUGAGGAGCCCGACUACCAACAGAUCGUGACCCGACUGCACGGUAGGUUCGACUAUGACAAGUGGUGA